CUCUGGCUCUAGCCCUCUUUCUCACGCACGCACGCACGCACGCACGCACCCACCACCCUCCCUCUGUCUCUGUGCAGCAUGAGUAAUAAAUGGCAGUGGCAGCGUGGCUGAGGCCUGAGGCGGAGCUCUUCCCUCCCUACUGGUCCACACCCGCUCCGCCCCGCCCCUUGCUCUUCUUCUUCUUCUUCUUCUUCUUCCUCGUUCUCCCCUUCCUCCCUCUUUGCUGCUCGCAUUCGCCAUUUCCCAGCCGCCCACAAUGCACUAAACCCUCGUAAAACCUCCCACCCCAUCCCACCAAACAACGGGCUUCGGGGGAUACCCCUGGGGGGCGGCGAGCCAAUUUCUUCUUGAUCUUCUGUCGAUUUGGCUUCUACUGUCGCUGAACAAGUCCCUUGGGGAAGAAGAUCCACACCCACCCCUGGUUCCUCUUAGUUUUUCCACCACCUAUAAAUCCCCCAGUUGGGGAUUAUUUCUUUGAUCCUUUCCGUUCGCCCCCAAGUUGGGGAAAUUUUUCGAUCCAUUUGAUCGUUUGAAGUGAAACAGGAGGAGGGGAGGGGAGGGGAGAGGUUCCCUCUGAUGAGCAGCAGCACCGCCGCCGCCGCCUGUCGAUGACUGAGCGCUGCCACCGAUGCUUUCGGGGUGCUCGGUGUCCAGUCUCGCGGCGAGGUUCGCCUUCUUCCCGCCGGACCCGCCCACCUACGCCCUCCGCAAGGACGAGGCCACGGGCCGCCUCGUCGCCUCGGGCGUCCCGCGGGACAACGCCUUGGAUGUGCUGCUCCUCGACACCACCAGGGGGACCAAGGUCGUCGCCUUCUACCUCAGGAACCCCUGCGCGCGCCUCACCCUGCUCUACUCCCACGGCAACGCCGCCGACCUCGGACAGCUCUACGAUCUCUUUGUGCAGCUCAAGGUCAAUCUCAAGGUCAAUCUGAUGGGAUAUGACUACUCGGGGUACGGAGCAUCUACUGGCAAGCCAAGUGAAGAGAAUACAUAUGCAGAUAUUGAAGCAGUUUACCAGUGCUUAGAAACCGAGUAUGGAAUCAGCCAGGAAGAGCUUAUCCUGUAUGGACAAUCUGUUGGCAGUGGGCCCACAUUGCAUUUAGCAUCUCGUUUACCAAGAUUGCGUGGUGUGGUUCUUCACAGUGCUAUACUGUCAGGCCUCCGUGUUGUUUGCCAUGUGAACUUUACUUUUUGCUUCGACAUUUACAAAAAUGUCAAAAAAAUAAAGAAGGUGAAAUGCCCAGUGCUUGUUAUUCAUGGGACCGAUGACGAUGUUGUGAAUUGGUCACAUGGUAAUGAGCUGUGGAAACUGGCAAGGGAGCCGUAUGAUCCACUAUGGAUCAAAGGAGGCGGUCAUUGCAACCUGGAGCUGUACCCUGACUUCAUCCGCCACCUCUCCAAGUUCAUCCGUGAAAUGGAGAGUGUGACAACGAAAACGAGGCUGAAGAAGAUUCGGCAGUCCCUUGAGCCGACAAAGACAGCAUAUCGAGUGAACACAGCAACGACCACCACCUUCACCGCCAACUGUUGCUGCCGUAUUCGAGUUCGCAAACCGAGCUGCAAUCUCAGCUGCAGCUGCUGCCACGCCCUGAGGAAAUGCUUCACAUUUGGUGCAUUCAAGUGCCCAGCCUGCUGCAGCUGCUUCAAGUGCUGCUGCUGUGGCGGAUAACGCCGAUCUCUAUGUGCGUGCACGUGUGCGUGUGCGUGUGCUUGUAUAGGAAAAGGAACGGUCCGGGAGAUAUCUUCUAACCCUCUGAAUGCUCUACCACUAGGACUAAACGUAGAUUUGUCAGUUGGAAAAACAUGUGUCCCCCAUUCUCCCAUGUAGUUGCUCGACCGGUUUGUGUAAUGAUGGCAUAAGCUGUUGGCUGUCGAGCUUAGAACAGUCGUGAUGCUGUGGAUUGAUUUGGCCAUAUUUCAGCUCUUGUGGUAUGUUUCC
Triticum urartu is the source of this 1939-nucleotide messenger RNA. RefSeq lists its product as uncharacterized. NCBI's taxonomy places the organism in Eukaryota, Viridiplantae, Streptophyta, Magnoliopsida, Poales, Poaceae. The record is from RefSeq and is a predicted model, not a curated record.